Molecule: messenger RNA, 4287 nt
Organism: Alligator sinensis (Chinese alligator)
Lineage: Eukaryota; Metazoa; Chordata; Crocodylia; Alligatoridae
Gene: ZNF277
Product: zinc finger protein 277
Exons: 13
Coding region: 1-1470 (489 amino acids)
Source: RefSeq, a predicted model, not a curated record
AUGUCCUCUCGCUGGAAAGGCCGAAGCGCGGGGAGCCUGUGUCAGGCCCAGGCCCGCCCCACGCAGCCCGGCACAUGGAGAAACCGGUGCGCGAAGGGAAGGGGAGACCCUGCAGGGACGCUGGUGCCGCUUCGGAGGCAGGUGUGGGGAGGGAGAAGGCGGGGAGUCGUUCCCGGUCCACGCAAGGACGGACCAGAUGGAGAGUGUAUUUUGGAACCUCUGUCUUUGCCAGAAAGUCCAGGUGGUGUUGUUGCUGUAGAAAGUUCUCCAUCUGCGCCUUGCAUUUUUUGUGAAGAAUAUUAUCCUUUAUCAGAACAAGACCAACUUUUGAAGCACAUGAUUAUUGAACACAAGCUUGUCAUAGCGGAUGUCAGGCUGGUUGCAGAUUUUGAAAGGUACGUUUUGUAUUGGAAGAAGAGAUUCACAGAGCAGCCCAUCACCAACUUCUGUAGUGUGAUAAGAACAAAUUCAGAAGCUCCAUUAGAGGAACAGGACAAUUAUUUUCUUUUAUGUGACGUUUUACCAGAAGACCGAUUACUAAGAGAACAGCUGCAGCAAAAGAGACUGAGAGAAAUUCUGGAGCAGCAACAGCGGGAGAGAUAUGAUGCAACCUUUCAUAGUACAUGCAUGUUCUGUGACACAGAAUUCACAGGAAAUAGGUCUGUCCUUUUCAAUCACAUGGCAAGAGAGCAUGCUUUUAAUGUUGGGCUACCAGAUAACAUUGUAAACUGUAAUGAAUUUUUGGCUGUCUUGCAAAAGAAGCUUGACAGUUUGCAGUGUUUAUAUUGUGAGAGAACCUUCAGAGACAAAAACACACUUAAAGAUCACAUGAGAAAGAAGCAGCAUCGCAAAAUCAAUGCCAAAAAUAGGGAAUAUGACAGAUUUUAUAUCAUUAAUUACUUGGAAUUUGGGAAAUCCUGGGAAGAAGUUCAGUCAGAGGACGAUCGAGACUUCCUAGAUAACCCAGAAGAAGACUGGUCUGACUGGGAAGAGCAUCCCGUGCAUGCUGUUUGUCUAUUUUGUGAACAGCAAGUGGACACCACAGAAAAAUUACAUCUCCACAUGCAAGAAGCACAUGGAUUUGACCUUCUUAAAAUAAAAUCAGAGAAUGGUUUAAAGUUUUAUCAGCAAGUGAAGUUGGUGAACUUCAUCAGAAGGGAAAUCCACCAGAGUCGCUGCUACAGCUGCCAGGAGAAAUUUCAGUCUAAGAUUGAAUUAAUAAGCCAUAUGGAAGAGACCAAACACAUUACAUUCCUGCCAGCCAGAUCUACGUGGGAUCAACCACAGUAUUAUUUUCCUACCUAUGAAAAUGACACGCUUCUGUGUGCACUGUCAGACAGUGAAGAUGAACUGACAGCUGAGAACCAAAAAGAAGAAAUCCCUGUCAUUAGUGAAGAUAUUUCCAGCCUGAAGGCUCUGAAACAGAGUAGCAUUUUAAACCAGGUGCUGUGUGAAGAGAACAGCAAUUAAGGGAAGCUUUGACAUUUGAGAAAGACAUUUACUAAUCUGCAGGCAUUUUACCUGCAAGGCAAAAAUCGUUGGAUUGCACCUAACAUACUAGUGCAGUUUAACUCACGACAGUUACAGACUGAUUUUUAAAUGAAUGGGAAUAUCAAAUAAAGAAAAAUUACAUGUAAACUUAUACUUUUUCUUGAUUGUUGCUACUUUGCUUUUAAAUGUGUGUGGUAUUUAUCCAUUUAGGUCUCAGAAGCCUAUUUUCAUGUUUUUGUAUGUAGUUUUUCUUUUUUUUGUGAACAUCUAUCACAACUGUUUUAUUUUAAGCUAGACAUGGACCCCUGAGAGAACCCAGCUUGCCAUAUGAAAGACUGAAUUCUCUUUUAUAUAUGGCUGCUGGAAACCAGAUGGGAAGCAACUUGACUUCAGUAUGUAUUCUAGUCUUUCAAAUGGAUUCACAGAUUUUAACUUUAGGUCUUGAAAAUGAACACAGACCUAUAUCUCCCUAAUCUGUAUUCCUACUACAUCUUAUUGGCCCUUUGCAAUCUUGGGCUUCGAAUCUAACAGCUGCCCUAUGUAAGCAGACACCUGUGCCUGCCCCAGCACCUUUAAUAGGGUUUUAUUUGGCCCUGUCAUCUGCUAAUGUGUGGCAUUUGGCAGAAUGAGAACCUCGGUGUAAACCUGUAAUGAAUGCUAUUUUGUUUGUUCCUAGGACUCUCAAGAAUUAAAAGUAUUAGCCUCUUCAGUCUGAGCUGAGUUACUGAGUUUUGUAGCUGGGAGCUAUGACAGACUUGCACCCAUCCUCUAGAUCUGAGCACCAGGGAUGAACAGUGCAUUACAUUCAGGAUUUGAAGGAUCUUCCACAGUUGGCGUUGAUGGUACUUUUCUAUUGACUUGAGGUGUUUCCUGUAUGCUGUCCACAUCUCCACUCCAUACAGUUAGGCGGGGAUCACAACUGCUUGAUAAACCCUAAGCUUGGUUUCGGAGCUCAUGUCAUGAUCUUUGAACGCCCAUUUCCGCGAGCAUCCAAAGGCUGCACUUGCACAUUUAAGGCAAUGUUGGAUUUCUUUGUCAAUGUCAGCCUUCUGUGAGAGAUGGCUUCCAAGGUACAGGAAAUACUCAAUAUUUCACCUGUUCCUGGAAAAGUGGUAGGGACAGGAAUAAAAAAUAAAAGGAUUGUUCAGCACAUGAAUGAACAUGACUUGCCAGGGAGGAAACAGUGUGGUUUAGUCAAAGAGAAAUCAUGCCUUGCCAACAUAGUAGAGUUCUUUAAUGGUGUUAAUAGGCAGGUGGAUCAGGGUGAUCCAGCUUGCAUAGAGUAUCUGGACUUCGAAAAGCUUAUGACAAAAUCCCCCAUCGGAGGCUCUUAAUUAAGUUACAUAGUCAUGGGAUUACAGGGAACAUCCCAUCAUGGAUUAGAAAUUGGUUUAAAGAUAAAAAAAACAAAGAGUGAAUGUAAGUGGUCAGUUUUCAAGCUGUAAAGUAAGCAGUAGGGUGUUGCAACCAGUACUAUUAACUUAUUCAUAAAUGAUCUGGAAAAGGGAAUGAGUAGGAAAGUGACCAAAUUUGUAGAUGACAAAAUUAUUCAAUGGUAAAGACCAGUGCAGACUGAGGAACUGCAGAACAAUUUUGCACUACUGAGGGAAUGGGCAACUAAAUGGCAGAUGAAAUUCAAUGAAGAUAAAUGUAAAGGAAUAGAUCUGGGCAAAAAUAACCCAAGCUAUACCUACAGUAUAAUAGGCUCUACUUUAGCUGUUACCACACAGGAAAUAGAUUUGGGAGUCAUUGUGGACUGUUGGCUAAAAACAUCAGUUCAAUGCUCAGCAGCUAUCAAAAAGUCAAAUAAAAUGUUAGGAAUUAUUAAGAAGGGAAUAGUAAACAAAGCAGAAAGUAUCAUUAUGUCCCUUUUAUAAAUCCAUGUUGAGUACACACUCUGAAUAUUGUGUCCAGUUUUGGUCCCCACACCUCAAGAAGAACUUCAAGAACUUGAAAGGGUAACAAAGAUGGUUAGUGGUAUGGAGGGCCUUCCAUUUGAGGAGAGACGGAAGAGGGCCAGGCCUAUUCAGUUUAGGAAAGAGACACUUAAGGAGGGGACAUAAGGGUUGACAGAAUACUACAUGCAAAGAGAAAAUAAAUAGGAAUUUAUUAUUUACUAUCUCUCACACUACAGGAACUAAGGGCCAUAAAAUGAAACUAGUAGGUAGUAAGUUUAAAAUUAACAAAAGGAAGUUCUUUUUUACACAAUGUAUAAUUAAAGUGUGGAACUCAUUGCCAAAAAGUAUUAUGAAAACUGAAAGUUUAACCAGAUGUGAAAAGGGAAUGGACAAAUUCUUGGAGGAAAGAUGCAUUAGCAGCUAUUGAGCAUGGGAGUUAGGAAUACAACCUUUGAAUUGGAACUUCCUAGAUCUUAAAUGUUGCAGGCUGCAAGAGGAAGAGGAAUAGGGGAAAAACCCAAGUCGUACCCUGUUCAUUCUCCCUUUUAGCAUCCCCUCCCUCUCCUGCCACUGUGUGACACGGGGUACUCGGCAAGAUAGACCUAUGGUAAAUUGCAUUCUUUUGUUUUUAUUGUUAGGGUAGCUUGUCAUAUUUUACGCUUUAAAGUUGCACCUGUUUAUAGAGUGGUGAAUUAUAGCAUUGUCUAAAAUUUUCUUUAUAAUCAACCUAAAGUUUUAUAUAGCCUCAUUGGGUGCGUCCACACGAGCGCAUACAUGCCUUUUGCCCCACCUCAAACCCCUUUGACGUGGGGCAACAGGCAUGUGCGGGAACAAAAAAAAAUGUUCCCUGCACUGCAAGUUUGGAUAUUCCAUUUUUUUUCUGUUCUUUUUCUGUUUU